Molecule: messenger RNA, 1025 nt
Organism: Zychaea mexicana
Lineage: Eukaryota; Fungi; Mucoromycota; Mucoromycetes; Mucorales; Lichtheimiaceae
Product: serine hydrolase FSH
Exons: 6
Coding region: 153-893 (246 amino acids)
Cellular component (GO): cytoplasm; nucleus
Source: RefSeq, a predicted model, not a curated record
CAGCAAACCUGUAAUUGAGCGUUGAGCACCAACGCGUGCGCACAUCUCUUCUCACACAACUAUUUUUUCAACAAUAGAGCGGACAAUUAUUCUCCCUUUUCCGCUUUUCCGUUUCUAUGCGUCAACGUCUCUUUUGACAACAAUCUAGAACCAUGAAUAUCGCCAGUAGAAAAUUACGAAUUUUAUGUCUCCAUGGCAUGGCUCAGAACUCCAUUCUGUUUGAGAAAAAGACUGCAGGGUUUCUCCAAGAUUUAAAGGAUCGUGCUGAAUUUGUCUAUGUGCGUGGACCUCACAGGGUGCUUGAUCCUGAACUCGUAUCCCUUGUAGAAAGAGCUACAGUCGUAGGCGAACAAGUUUCGGAAGAAAUGCGGCCUUUUGCAUGGUGGUUCCUUCCUCGGUCCAAACCCCUUACCGAAGAAGGAUUCUUUUAUGGAUUCAAAGAGAGCGUUGAACACAUCAAGCAGGUUCUUUUAGAAAAGGGACCAUUCGACGGAAUCAUCGGUUUCUCACAAGGCGCAUGUUUUACCGGGUGCUUAGCACACAUGCUGGACAAGCGAGACUUCUUGAUCCCGGCGGACUUUCCGCAUCCUCCAUUACAGUUCGUGGUGAUGGUGGGCGGAUUCAUUCUUACAGUGCAGCCAGCAACUGAGUCGAAAUUGUUCUCAGCAUCUGCCACGCGGAAGGUUGAAACGCCGAGCAUGCAUAUUAUCGGAGAGCUUGACACAAUCAUCCUGCCGGAGCGUAGUGAUGCCCUGGCUGAUGCAUUCAAGAAUCCGUUCAUAUUUCGUCAUGCAGGAGGACACUUUGUCCCCAAGACAACCGCUGCCAGACAGAGUCUCAACAAGUUCCUAGCAACAGCCAUUCCCGAGGAUCGCUCGCAGGCGCAUAUAUAGACUAGAGUCGAUCUACACUAGUAGAAUAACCCUAAUUUAAUACACACUCUUUCUCAAACAUGAGUGAUCGAGGAAAAGCCAUCAGCCAAUCAGAACUUCGAUGGCUUAUAAAAAAUAAAAAUUCUUCUUUCA